Pseudogymnoascus destructans is the source of this 1632-nucleotide messenger RNA. RefSeq lists its product as uncharacterized. The transcript has 2 exons. Gene Ontology annotation, cellular component: plasma membrane. The coding region runs from base 391 to 1632 and encodes 413 amino acids. The record is from RefSeq and is a predicted model, not a curated record. NCBI's taxonomy places the organism in Eukaryota, Fungi, Ascomycota, Leotiomycetes, Thelebolales, Thelebolaceae. Gene Ontology annotation, biological process: cellular response to pH.
CCACGGGUAUACAUGUCGUGUAAUAAAUACGUGUGACCGAUGAGAAAUUUCAAUUGCGGCUACUACAAGCUCCCAACGCCAAGGGUAUGACGGGAGGGGCCAAGCUACGACAUUCAAGACGACAAACCUCGUCCUCCUGCCUCCUCCCAGAACCUCCAGGACACAAUAUCUCUCGGUUUCCUACAAAUUCCCUUCCCUACACACAAUACGAAGCCUCCUACACCACGGAUCUCACACCCCAUCACACGGCCACAGCUUCCCAAGCUCCAACGUCACAUCCACAAACCCUCAACUACCCCGCCAUGCGGUGAUAACCCACCUCACCACCUCACCACCUCAACACCUCACACCACCACCACACACCACAACACCCACCCCCCCCCUCCAAAAAUGCCCUACCCCUUCACCCUCCCCACCACCUCCCCCCUCCGCCUCCCGUCCCACUUCGACUCCCCCACCCACCCCUCCCUCCCCGUCCACACCUCCACCCUCCGCUCCCCCCUCCGCUCCUCCCUAAAAACAUACAAGCGCCUCCCCCCCCCCAACGCGCCUCGCAUCUCCCUGCACUCCUUGGGACGAUCGAAGCUUAUUACCCUGCCCUCCUUGCGCUUGAUGCGGGGGACGAAGAGGUUGGAGCUGAGUUCUUUGGAGUAUGAAGUCUUCUUCACGCUAGCGACAUUAUCGUAUUUGCAUACGCUGCUUGCGAGAACAGCGCUGCACCCCCUCUACACCACCACCUCCCCCUCCCCCUCCCCCGAGGUGCGAACAACACUCAUCACAAAAGCAACGAAACACCUCCUCCAAUCCGCACAAAUCCACCUCUACCUGACCCACCGCGCCGACACCCUCCGGACCACCUCUCCCGUCACACCCCCCGCCUUGGACAUCUCGCCCCCCACCCUGCGCGCCCUAUCCGAACUCGCGCAUGCGGAGGCGACGCUGCUGGCGGUGUUGAAGGAUGACCCCUACCCCGCGGCCCUCGCGCAAGAGCGGAACGAAAACGACAAAGAAUGGAUGAUCCGCGCUCCUUCUAUUCCGAAGGUGAGGGCACAUUUGUUUGCGAGGUUGUGUCUAGCGGGCGCGGCGCACGCGGAGACGGCGUUGAGUUUACUCGCUGGGAACGAGGCGACGGAGGGGAAAUUGCUGGGAAAGGUUGGGGCUGGGAAGGUAGAUGAGGGGCUGGUGAGGUAUGUGGAUGAUUUGAGACGCGUGGGGAGGGCAAGGGCGUGUCGGUUUUUGGGGAUUGAUCGGGAUUCGGAUGGGAAGACCGGGGAGGCGAUCGCGUGGCUCCGCGCGGGGAUGGGGGAGCUGGGGCUCUCUUCUUCCUCUGAUGAUGGUGACGGUAAUGGGAAGAAGCGCAGCGGCUUGGGACUCAGCAGGCUUAAGUCCAGUUUCUCAGAGAAGCGGGAAGGCAAACGCGUCGAGAAAUCCGGUGACUGGGGUGCAGACGCGGGGAAGGCAGAAGAGGCCCGCGUGCUGGCUGCGCUGGAGACGAAGUGGGUGAGAGAGAAUGAUACGGUGAAUUCGCAACUCAUCCCCGAUGCGGGGGGGUUGCUGAGGGAGAUGCCGAGCGGGAGGGAGAUCUAUACGGUUAAGGCGUGGGAGCCUGUUGUGUUGGGGGGGGGGAGUUGA